CAGGAUAUAGAGCCGCCGUGACCAUGGCCGGGCAGCCGGAAGAUCCUUCCCUUGAGAGACACUUUAAAGGCCACAGAGAUACAGUUACUACCGUGGACUUCAAUCCCAACACUAAGCAACUGGCAAGUGGCUCCAUGGAUUCCUGUUUGAUGAUAUGGAACAUGAAACCCCAAAUGAGAGCCUAUCGAUUUGUGGGGCAUAAAGAUGCAAUACUGUCAGUGGAUUUCUCUCCUUCAGGUCACCUUAUUGCGUCUGCAUCCAGAGAUAAAACAGUUCGUUUAUGGGUCCCAAGUGUGAAAGGAGAAUCCACAGUAUUCAAAGCCCACACCGGCACCGUACGAAGUGUAAGCUUCUCUGGGGAUGGGCAGUCAUUAGUUACUGCAUCAGAUGACAAGACUAUAAAAGUAUGGACUGUUCAUAGGCAAAAAUUUCUCUUUUCCCUGAAUCAACACAUCAACUGGGUGCGCUGUGCCAAGUUUUCACCUGACGGAAGGCUUAUAGUGUCUGCUAGCGAUGACAAAACUAUAAAAUUAUGGGACAAAACCAGCAGGGAGUGCAUACAUUCAUUCUGUGAACAUGGAGGUUUUGUGAACUUUGUUGAUUUCCACCCAAGUGGUACCUGCAUAGCUGCAGCAGCAACAGACAACACAGUGAAGGUGUGGGAUAUCCGCAUGAAUAAACUGAUCCAACAUUACCAGGUUCACAGUGGCGUAGUGAAUUCUCUUUCAUUUCAUCCAUCUGGCAAUUACCUGAUCACUGCUUCAAACGACUCCACUCUGAAAGUUCUUGAUUUAUUGGAAGGAAGAUUACUUUACACCCUUCAUGGACAUCAGGGACCAGUUACCUCCGUGAAGUUCUCUAGAGAAGGAGAAUUUUUUGCCUCUGGUGGCUCCGAUGAGCAAGUAAUGGUUUGGAAAACAAACUUUGAUUCUGCCAGCUACGCAGACCUCUUGAAAUACAGGCAACACGAUCAGUUCCUCAAUGGGGGAGAUUACACAUCAGGUGUCCCAGCUGCAGACAGACAUCGGCCGGAGAGGAAUGCACAGACAGAUCAGGCAGAUGACCUAGAGCCUCGUCACAUUCAGAUGUCUGCGAAGGAUAGAAGUUCUCCUCUUAGUUAUACAUCUCGUUCUAUUGAUCAGCAUCAUCCGCAGGCGGAGGAUGGAAAUCUUCGAACUGUUGCAAGCACAUUGGAGCACAUUGUUGGGCAAUUAGACAUUCUUACACGAACCGUGGGGAUUUUAGAGCAAAGGCUUUCUCUAACAGAAGACAAAUUGAAGGAAUGCAUUGACAACCAGCAGGCAACUGUUUCACUCAGUCACAGUGCUACAAAAACACCAUCAUUUUAAUCAAUGCUUUGCUUUUUAUUCAGGUUUUGACUUGUUGUGGAAUAUAUAUUUUUAUUGUAAAUAUUUUAAUGUAUUGUUUUUAAUAAAAUGUUUUUGAAUAAA
Molecule: messenger RNA, 1451 nt
Organism: Xenopus tropicalis (tropical clawed frog)
Lineage: Eukaryota; Metazoa; Chordata; Amphibia; Anura; Pipidae
Gene: poc1a
Product: POC1 centriolar protein A
Exons: 11
Coding region: 24-1349 (441 amino acids)
Biological process (GO): multicellular organismal-level homeostasis; microtubule-based process; cilium assembly
Cellular component (GO): cytoskeleton
Source: RefSeq, marked provisional